This is a messenger RNA of Ruditapes philippinarum (Manila clam), 723 nucleotides long. Its product is annotated as fucolectin-like. The transcript has 4 exons. The coding region runs from base 148 to 672 and encodes 174 amino acids. The record is from RefSeq and is a predicted model, not a curated record. Lineage: Eukaryota; Metazoa; Mollusca; Bivalvia; Venerida; Veneridae.
UUUAUGUUACUGAAAUGGAAUUGUUGUAAAGAAAGUAAAAAUCGUUUCAAAAAAUUAGUUAACUCUAUAUAUAAUUCUUUAUGACAGAAUUGUUCAUCUUUUACGUUCCAAGCCGUCAACAAAACUUGCACGUUAUAUAGUGUAUUUAUGGCGUCAGCUGAUAACGCAAUUCAGGGCAGAUAUUACGUCAGAUCAACGGCGGAAGAACAUAUCAUAACAGAAGUUACAGAGACUUGCAGCAGUGGCAAUGAAUUACCAACUUCAAGUCCAAAUGUUGCUCUAAAUAAACCGGUGUCGUUAAGCUCUUAUUAUGCAACCUCCUCGCCUGGUAGUUUAAUGACGGACGGAAGUCGUGUACCUUCAUGGCCUUGCGCUUGCACAACGUACGAGAAAUAUCCUGAAGCAGUUGUUGAUCUCGGGCUGCCGUUUGCCAUCACUGCAAUGUACAUAGUAAACAGGGGAGACUGUUGCCCUGAGAGAUUACAUGAUCUCGUUAUCCAGGUAGGGGACGACAUGUCAAAUCUGAAAACAAUUUUUAACAAUACUGGCGCAAUUGGUGCAACCUGCACAGUCUUAUUUGAUAAACAGCAACAAGGACGCUACGUCAAGUUGUACAUUGAAGGAACAUCAUUUCUGACUGUGUGUGAACUAGAAGUCUACAGUAGCGGAUAAAUGCUCAUCAAGCAAUCUGACCUAUGUGUUGGUUACUAGCAUUUUCAAACA